UUGGCCAUUCAGCUCUUUAUUAACCCAAUCACAGUGACACAUCUUCACACCGUGUAAAGGAAUAUUCUGAAACACCCUGCCUCUAGAGCAGCCUUGAGGAAGACUGGCGGUAUCCUGCAGUACUUCACACCAUGGCUGAAGGAAUGAUAGUCUUACUCCUUGGCAUUCCAUUCUUCCUCAUGUGAGAUAGAUACAGUGCUGUGAAUACCUGUAACCCCAGCCACUCAGGAGGCUGCACUUGCUUUCCUUGUGCUGACAUUUGUGGCUGAUAAGGAUUCCUGCCCAGAUCUUGGUCCCUGUUGACUCUCUUGCUGAUCCUGCAUCACCACUUAGUACCUCUGAUUUUCAAACAACAUUAAUAUUUUCAUUCAGCAAAUAACUGAUCGUCUUGUCUUGACCUUUUUCCAGGCACUGUGAUAGACAGGAAAUGGUGUACUGAGGGAAGUGAAAGUGGAAUUACAGAAUGAGCUUGUCCUGCCUGGUCUGUGACUUGAUGAGGUGGCAAUGAGCCACUUAGCUUGCUAGACACAUGGAGAAGCCAAAAUCAUGUCUACAAACUAGUAUUUUGCAGUGAGAGAAUGGGAAAUGGGGUCGGUACUUCCAAAUGUUGAAAGAUAUCCUAGCUUAUGGAGCUUUGGGAAUCAUUAGUGGCUGGUACAGACCUUCGAGACUCUUAGGUAAUUAAAAAUAUGUUAAUUGAAGUCCAAUAGGAACUGUGGGUCAUGCUGAUUUUUGGUUUUUCAAAACAGGGUUUCUCUGUGGAACAGCCUUAGCUGUCCUGGAACUGGCUCUGUAGACCAGGCUGGCCUCGAACUCAGAGAGAUCCUCCUGCCUCUGCCUCCCGAGUGCUGGGAUUAAAGAAAUCGAUGGUGUUCAGCGACGUGUCCCUGGACUUCUCUCAGGAGGAGUGGGAGUGCCUGGGCCCUGCUCAGAGGGACUUGUACAAAGAUGUGAUGCUGGAGACCUACAACAACCUGCUUUCAGUGGCAGGACUUCACAUCCCCAAGCCUCAGGUGAUCUCUUUAUUGGAGCAAGGCAAAGAGCCCUGGAUGAUUGGCAAAGAGCUUACAAGAGGCCUGUGCUCAGCUCUGGAGUCAAUGUGUGAAAGCAAGUUACUAUCUCUAAAGAAGGAAGUCUAUGAAAUAGAAUCGUGCCAGAGGGAGUUAAUGGGACUUAAGAAGCAUGGCCUUGAGUACUCCAGUUUCAGAAAUGUUCUGGAAUGUGGAAGCCAAUUGCAAUAUCAAAAUGAUCAUUUAAGCCAAGAAGUACUCAGUCGUGAGUACAUGCCCACAUUUGUUCAACAGACUUUUCUUACCCUACAACAAAUUAUUAAUAAUGAUGAGAAGCCCUAUGAAUGUAAGAAAUGUAGGAAGGUCUUUACUCAGAACUCACAGUUUAUUCAACAUCAGAGACUUCAUAUUGGUGAAAAGUCUUACGAAUGUAAAGAGUGUGGGAAAUUCUUCAGUUGUGGUUCACAUGUUACUCGUCAUCUGAAAAUUCACACUGGUGAGAAACCAUUUGAGUGUAAAGACUGUGGGAAGGCCUUCAGUUGUAGCUCAUACCUUUCUCAGCACCAGAGGAUACACACUGGUAAGAAACCUUAUGAGUGUAAGGAAUGUGGAAAAGCCUUUAGCUAUUGUUCAAAUCUUAUCGACCAUCAGCGAAUUCACACUGGUGAAAAACCUUAUGCAUGUAAAGUAUGUGGGAAAGCUUUUACAAAGAGCUCACAACUUUUCCAACACGUGCGAGUUCAUACAGGUGAGAAACCUUAUGAAUGUAAGGAAUGUGGCAAAGCCUUUACUCAGAGCUCAAAGCUUGUUCAGCAUCAGAGAACCCACACUGGGGAGAAACCCUAUGAGUGCAAGGAGUGUGGGAAGGCCUUUAGUAGUGGCUCAGCGCUUACAAACCAUCAGAGAAUCCACACCGGGGAGAAACCUUAUGAGUGUAAGGAGUGUGGGAAGGCCUUCACUCAGAGCUCACAACUUCGACAGCAUCAAAGAAUUCAUGCUGGCGAGAAGCCUUUCGAAUGCCUUGAAUGUGGGAAGGCCUUUACCCAGAACUCACAGCUUUUUCAACAUCAGAGAGUCCACUCAGAUGAAAAACCUUAUGAAUGUAAUAAAUGUGGCAAGGCCUUUAAUAAGUGCUCAAACCUUACCCGCCACCUGAGAAUUCAUAGUGGGGACAAGCCCUAUAGCUGUAAGGAAUGUGGGAAGACCUUCAGUAGUGACUCGGACCUUGCUCGCCACCAGGAAAUUCAUGCUAAUGAAUGAUAAAAAUUCAUAUUUGAGAGUUACUUUCUUGACGUGGUUGAUUAGGUAUUUAUAUUUUCAAUCAUAACUGUAGGUUAGGGAUUUCGAGUCUACAUUUGCUCUCUUCUCCCACCCCAGUGCUAGGUGCCUAAUCGUCCUUUAUUUCUCCAUUGCUGGGCUUUGUCAUACCGUUGUUUAUAUUUUCUUAUAGUUUUAGGACUGUCUUUUAUCAUUUUCUAAACUGUUUUUGUUGUUUGCACUAAUAUCACAGUGUUUUAAUUGUGUAACCUGUAGUCAUUUUAAGUUCCUUGUAGAAUUCCAGUGUUGGUUUGAGGCAUGUCAGUCUUUUUGCGGUAUUUCAUGAGCUUUACUUUUUAUUGUAAGUGGAAAAAAAAUGAGAAAACUAGAAAACCCAAAGCUGAACCAUCGAUUGAACUGCUGUAUUGAUUGUAACUAACUCUGCUGGGCUUCACUUCUAAGGACGGGCAGUCAUAGAUUUGUGUUCUUCCUUCAUCUGCUUUUAUCAUGCUAGAAACAUAAUAAUUGCUUUUCCAGCAAUGCAAAGUAUCUUUUAAAUGACUAUUAUUCAUGUUAUGGUUGCUUCUAAAUUUUUGCAUUUAUAAAAGAAGUCUCCAUUAAUAUGACCACAAACUUAUGUUUGGAUGUUUGAUGUUUUAUUUCUCUGAAAAUCAAAAGCAUUUUUUUAAUGCUAUGUUUAUUCACCAUUAUUAUGCUCUUCCUUUUCAUUAGCCCUAAUCCUAAUGUCAUGCCAGAAAGUGUUUGCAAAGUGUUAUUUUCUCACACAUGGUGAGCAGUUGUUCUUUAUCUUACAUGUGCAGUCAUGCGUAUGCAGUGGUUUGCAGCGAACACUCGAACUCAACUAUAAAGACUGUACAUCUACUCCUAGCAUACAAGUAUUGGCCUAAUGAAAGGUUUCUCUGUUAUCAUUAGCAUAGUGUGUCAUAAUUUUCUUUAUAAUUCCUGGAAGGUGUGUGUGUAGUGCUGGGGAUAGACACCAGGGCCUUAUAUGUGCUAGGCAAGCACUGUAUCACUGAGCUAUGGUCCAGCCCCUCACUCAUGAAUUCUAGGCAAGUGUUUUAUUGUUAGCCCACUUCUCCUAGCUUCUGGAAUGUACUUUUUUGUUUUGUUGAGAUGGGUUUCUCUGUAUAACAAUCCUGGCUGCCCUAGAACUUGCUUUGUAGACAAGGCUGGUCUGAAACUCACUGAAAUCUGCCUGCUUCUACCUCCCAAGUGCUGGGAUUAAAGGUGUGCACCUUUAAUCCUGGCCUUGGGAUGUACUUUAAUCUGCCAUUUACCUUUAUCAAAACUGAAGGAUUUGUGAUAGAAAAAUAAAUAGUUAUAUGAAAUAAAGCCUUUCCUCUACCACUUGUUGAAUUACAAGUGGAAAACAGG
Myodes glareolus (Bank vole) is the source of this 3662-nucleotide messenger RNA. RefSeq lists its product as uncharacterized. The record is from RefSeq and is a predicted model, not a curated record. Gene Ontology annotation, molecular function: DNA-binding transcription factor activity, RNA polymerase II-specific; RNA polymerase II cis-regulatory region sequence-specific DNA binding. NCBI's taxonomy places the organism in Eukaryota, Metazoa, Chordata, Mammalia, Rodentia, Cricetidae. Gene Ontology annotation, biological process: regulation of transcription by RNA polymerase II. Gene Ontology annotation, cellular component: PcG protein complex; transcription regulator complex; chromatin.